Molecule: messenger RNA, 216 nt
Organism: Spodoptera littoralis (African cotton leafworm)
Lineage: Eukaryota; Metazoa; Arthropoda; Insecta; Lepidoptera; Noctuidae
Source: the annotation of a GenBank genome assembly
AUGAUCAGACGACCUUUAACAGAAAUCACACUGAAAUUAGAUGAUCUACAGGAAUAUGAAUCUUUUCGGAGAGACCAAGGAAACAACUCAUCAUCAACUAGUGAAAUGCAGGAAGACAUUCCAAAACCGUUAGAUGUAGUGAAAACUAUUGAAGAUAUUCAUAACAGAAUUGGAUAUGCUCCUAAGAAAAAGCUUGGUGGUCCUAGUACUGUGUAA